AUGAAGGUGCCAGACUACAAAGCGAUUCAAACUGUCGCAUGCACGGCUUCCCUCUAUGGAAACCUCGUGCUGUAUGCACUAACAACGUUGAAUGUCCUUUUGUCGAUCUACGCGUCGAUAGGGAACACUCUUAUCCUUCUAGCUCUUCGUAAGGAAACUUCUCUUUAUCCACCAUCGAAACUCUUGUUUCGAUGCUUAGCAACAACGGAUCUGUUGGUUGGUGUACUGUCACAACCUCUAUUUGUCAUCCAGUUACUUUCCAUUGCACAUCAGCGAAUGUCACUUUGUUUCACCAUAGUUAGUGUAAAUGCAGUUGUUGGUUCAAGCCUUAUCGGUGUAUCCUUGUUCACGACGGCUACAAUCAGUAUGGACAGACUUCUCGCUCUGUUACUGGGGCUGAGACACAGGAAAAUAGUCACUCUGAAACGAAUUCGUGGAGUCAUCAUCCUAUGCUGGAUUAUAAGCAUUUCCAUCUGCACCUUGAGGCAUUUUUGGAAACCACACCAUUUUCUAUUCUCACAAUUUGCCUCUGGAAUGAUUUACUCGUCGCUAGUAAUCUCGGGAAUUUCAUACACGACGAUUUAUCUAAUUCUUCGCCGUCAUCAAACUCAGAUGCAAGAGCAAGCGAACGAAGUAGGAACUACAUUCAACAUAACGCGAUACAGAAAGACAGUGUCCACGGCUAUGUGGGUACAGCUUACAUUAAUAGCAUGUUAUUUUCCCUAUGGUGUUGUUAGUACAAUAAGCCAUCCAUAUGCCGUAUCUCAUAAUCUUUCUGUCAGGCUUACAAUAACCCUUCUCCACCUAAACUCAUCUUUAAACCCUGCUCUCUACUGUUGGAAGAUCAAGGGAGUUAGGCAAGCGGUGAAGGAUACAGUCAGACAUCUGUGUGAUGUGGUUUGUUCUUUUUAA
Messenger RNA from Porites evermanni, 912 nucleotides. Lineage: Eukaryota; Metazoa; Cnidaria; Anthozoa; Scleractinia; Poritidae. The record is from the annotation of a GenBank genome assembly.